Molecule: messenger RNA, 7036 nt
Organism: Hylaeus anthracinus
Lineage: Eukaryota; Metazoa; Arthropoda; Insecta; Hymenoptera; Colletidae
Gene: Cadps
Product: calcium-dependent secretion activator
Exons: 15
Coding region: 319-4500 (1393 amino acids)
Biological process (GO): dense core granule exocytosis; synaptic vesicle exocytosis
Source: RefSeq, a predicted model, not a curated record
UCGUCGGUAUCGUCUCGGUGGUUGGUCAGUUGACGAGCAGAGGCGGUCGAGUUAAGUUCGACGCGAUCGUCGAGAGUUCCAUCCCGUCCGAGUACCGGAAAAACGAGAGCACCACCGUUGACGGGAAAGGAGUUGACAACGAAGGAGGAACGUUCCUCGAGUGCGUUCUGGAGCGCGAUAUACACGAGCGCACGAUGAGUUGCCGACGUUCAGGGUCAUCGUGGCCACACGUUGCUUGAAAAAAGAUAUCGAGGACGGACUCGUGAUCAAGCUGGAACACUAGGCCCCCACGCGGGAGGUCUGUCCUAGGGGAGCAGGAUGAUAGAUCCCAGUUCGUCGGAAGAGAGCGACGAAGAGAAGAAGGACGCGAAGGAUGUCGGAGGCGGUGGAGCCGGUGGAGGAGCCCGCGGUGGGAGCGGUAGCUCGUACGGGACUCGUCGUCAGAUCGGUCCAGGUGGAGGCCUCGGGGGCGCGAGCGGUCCCGCGUCGGGAAGCGUCAGCUCCCUGGCCUCGGGACUGACCGCGUCGCCUGGAGGAUCGAGUCACGGCCCCAUCGGGACUCCUCGCGCCGGUACCGCUGGCCAGGAUGGCUCGGGCCACGACUCCAAUCUCUCCGCGGCGAGGAACUCGUUGUCGCCGUCGAUGUCUGCCGCGCAGGACGCGGCCAACUACUCUCAGAGGCCCAACAGUCCCUCGCCAUCGGUCGCCAGCGAGAAAACCGACGCGGAUCCGCAGGACAAACAGGAGCGUGAAGAGGAGGAGAGGAAAACUAGGAUACAGUUGUACGUGUUCGUAUCGCGGUGCAUCGCGUAUCCGUUCAACGCCAAGCAACCGUUGGAUAUGACGAGGCGUCAGCUGAAGGUGACCAAGCAACAACUCGAGACGAUAUCCUCCCGGUUUCAGAGUUUCUUAAAUGGCGAAACGCAGAUAAUGGCCGACGAAGCAUUCCACAACGCUAUAAAGAAUUACUACGACGUAUUUUUAACGUCGGACAGAGUGAUCGAGAUGGUGCAAGGGGGUGCUUGCUCUCAGCUCGAUUUCCGCGAGGUAUUCAAGAAGAACGUCGAGAUGCGUGUUCGACGCCUCCCGGAAAUCGAUGGGUUGAGCAAAGAGACUGUGCUUACGUCCUGGCUGGCCAAAUUCGAUUGUAUCAUGAAAGGUACGGGUGACGAGGAGACCAAGAGGCCCUCCAGGAUGCAACAGCAGUCUUUGAUUUCGGACAUGAUACUGUCCAAGGAGCAGUUGUACGACAUGUUUCAGCAAAUCCUUGGCAUCAAAAAGUUUGAGCACCAGCUUCUGUUCAACGCCCUCCUGUUGGACUCAGCCGACGAACAGGCUGCCGCCAUCAGGAGGGAGCUGGACGGUCGUCUUCAAAGAGUGAACGAGAUGGAAAAGAAUCGCAAGCUCAUGCCCAAGUUCCUGUUAAAAGAGAUGGAGUCGCUCUACAUCGAGGAGCUUAAGUCGUCUAUCAACGUCCUAAUGUCUAAUUUGGAGCUGUUACCAGUUUCUAAGGGUUCGAUAGACAGCAGAUACGGACUGCAGAAGCUGAAGCGCUACAAUCGUCGUGAGCGCUCCCGCUGCCGCGGUCAGGGGUCUCUUUCGAAAUUGGAGAGCGACUCCGCCGAUUCUGAAACACAGUUGACCAAGAUGGACGUAGGCCUGACUUUCCAGUUGGCCGUAGUCGUAAUCGAGGUCAGGGGCUUGAAGAGUUUGCCACCGAACAAAAUUGUUUACUGCACGAUGGAAGUCGAGAGUAACAAGCUGCAGACUGAUCACGCCGAGGCCUCCAAACCUAUGUGGGACACUCAAGGGGAUUUCACGACCAUGCAACCGCUACCAGUGGUCAAAGUUCGUCUUUAUACAGAGAACUCCGCCAUACUGGCGCUCGAAGACAAAGAACUGGGCAAGGUUAUCAUAACACCCCCGUUUGCUCCCAAACAACCAGAAUGGUAUCGAAUGACCGUCCCGAAGAACUGUCCCGAUCAGGAUCUUCGAAUAAGGAUCGGUUGUCGAAUGGACAAGCCUUUCAAUAUGAAGCACUGCGGUUACCUUUACGCGAUAGGCAAAUCCGUGUGGAAGAAGUGGAAGAAGAGGUACCACGUGCUGGUGCAGGUCUCGCAAUACACGUUCGCCAUGUGUUCGUACAAAGAGAGACGAAGCGAGCCGUCGGAGAUGAUGCAACUCGACGGAUAUACGGUCGACUACAUCGAGCAAGAUUCUGCCAAUAUGAUGGUCGGCGCGAACUUGGACGGUGGAAGGUAUUACUUCAACGCCGUUCGCGAAGGAGACAAUAUAGUGUUCGCCUCGGACGACGAGAACGAGUGUCAGACGUGGGUGAUGGUUAUGUACAGAGCGACCGGACAAUCGCACAAGCCUACGCCACCAGUCUCGGUCGCUGAUAAGAAUUCUACCAUUAGCAAGAUACAGGGCGACGCUGACAGAGCGAAGAAGCACGGCAUGGAGGAUUACAUUAGCGCGGAUCCUUGCAAAUUCGAUCAUCACGCUCUGUUCAAAUUUCUACAAAACUUGAUCCUGGAUUACCGAUUGAACGAUCCGUAUUGCUCCUUGGGCUGGUUCUCGCCAGGCCAGCUGUUCGUUUUGGACGAAUACUGCGCCAGAUACGGCGUGCGCGGAUGCUUUCGUCAUCUGUGUUACCUGAACGAUCUGCUGGACAGAAUCGAUCGAGGAUUCAUGAUAGAUCCGACCCUGGUGCACUACAGUUUCGCCUUUUGCGCUUCCCACGUGUACGGGAACAGGACCGACAGGGUCGUAUCCAUCACCCACGAGGAGAAGGACAAAUUUCAGGACAUCAAGGAAAGACUGAGACAGAUUCUCGAAAAACAAAUUACCAACUUUAGGUACAGCUUCCCGUUCGGUCGUCCCGAGGGCACGGUGAAGGCUACGCUGUCCCUUCUGGAACGUGUGAUGAUGAAGGAUGGAGUCAGUCCCGUCGACACGGAGGAAGUGAAAGCCCUGAUCAAGAGCUGCCUGGAAACGGCAGCCUUGGUUAAUUACACGAAACUCUCCGCCGAGGCGAAGAUCGAGGACGAUCUGAGUGGCGACGUUUGUGUUCCACCGAACAAGAAGCUCGCUGAUCUCAUACAGCUCGCCGAAAUGUGCGUGGAUCUCCUACAACAGAACGGAGAACAUUAUUCGGAGGUUGUACCGCAGGCGUUCGCCUGGUUUAGCGAUCUUAUGGUGGAGCACGCCGAGAUCUUCUGGUCGUUGUUCGCCGUCGACAUGGACAAAGUGCUCGCGGAACAACCGCCCGAUACCUGGGAUAGUUUCCCUCUCUUCAAAGUGUUGAACGACUACCUCAGGGAAGACGACAAUUUGAAGAACGGUAGGUUUCACCAGCAUCUACGCGACACGUUCGCGCCGUUGGUGGUGUGUUACGUGGACCUGAUGGAGACGUCGAUGGCCCAGUCGAUCCAAAAGGGCUUCGAGAAGGAACGUUGGGAGAUCAAGGGGAACGGAUGCGCCACCUCGGAGGAGCUAUUUUGGAAACUGGACGCCCUUCAAUCGUUCAUCAACGAUCUUCACUGGCCGGACAUGGAGUUUCGUCAACACCUGGAACAAAGGCUGACGUUAAUGGCCAGCGACAUGAUCGAAUUCUGCAUCCAAAAAACGUGCACCGCUUUCCAGUCGUGGCUGAAGAAAGGUGUAACCUUCACCUCGACGGAUUACAUCAUACCAUCGGAAAUGUGCGCGAUGGUAAACGUUAUGUUGGACGCGAAAAACCAAAGCUUCGAACUUUGCACCAUCGAUGGCGUCGACGUGCACCAGUAUCACGCCUCGAUCGACGAUCAGAUAGAGAAAAAAUCGGCCACUAUGACCCAAGGGUUGAUCAAUAAGCUAGUCACGGUUCUGGAGACGACCCUGUCCAAGCUGUCCCGUUACGACGAGGGAUCCCUUAUAGGUUCCAUCCUUAGCCUUACGAAAGUAUCGGGGAGCGGAAAAGAAAUGGGACAGGCCUACGUGAGUUUUACGAGGAACUGUAUGGAUCAGAUUCGCGGCAAGGUGUUGGACGAACUGUGGAUCUUGACGUUCUUCGAGCAAUGGUACACGGCGCAAAUUCAGAUGCUGUGCAAUUGGCUAUCGGAAAGGCUUGAUCACAGUUUACAUCUACACCAAUGUACCUGUCUCGCCCACAUCGUGAAGAAGAUUUAUUCCGACUUCGAGCUGCAGGGUGUCACGGAGGAGAAACUGAAUUCGAUGACAUAUCAGACUAUAUCUAAGAGGAUGCAAACGGAAGAAGCGACUUGUGCCUUAACCAUGAGCGCUCAGAACGAAGAGGGGCUUUCGGAGAAUGGUAACGACGACGAGGUGGAGCGGCCAAAAACAAAAGUAACCGUCGUCGAAAACGUGGAUGGGGAAGACGCCACUUAUGUGUCCAACAUCAGCAACGUCACCUCGAACGUUGUUGGGAAAGUUGGAAGUAUGUUCGGCAAGGGCAUCGGUGGCCUUUCUACGAAAUUCGGUGGAACCAGUUGGUUCUGAUUAUUAUAAUUACCCUUAUUAUUAUUCUUAUUAUUGUUACGAUUAUUAUGAUUACGAUUAUUAUUCUUAUUAUUAUGAUUACCGUCGUCGUCAUCAUCAUCGUUAACAUUAUGAUUAUUGUCGUCGUCGUCGUCAUCGCCAUUACGAUUUUUAGUAUUCCACCAAUAAUUCUAUAUUCAACUAGUGCGUUCCUUUGUCUACACAUAUGUACAUACACACACCGAGAGAGAGUUUCGAUGGCGGGACUGUCCAAAGUACGGUUUGGUCAUUCGUUCGCGCCACGAUUCGUCGAUGGAAGAAUCGUCGUUCGCUACGAUCGAACGAAAGAAUAUAAAUCUUAUCGCUUCGGCACAGACGCGCGUUUUCGUAACUUGUUUUCCGUCAGACCUGUGCGCGUUUCGACAAAAAAAGAAAUUUCGUUUCGUUGUUCGAUCACGUUCGGCCGUUCGUCCAAGAGAAACGUUGCAUUUCCCUCUUUCGAAUCGGCAGCUGGCGCUGGCAGCUGAAAGGAACGCGGAGACGGGCGAUAUUAUAUUUCCCCUAUUGGAUCGGUUAUUCGGAUACGUAUCAAUUGUUCUCGGUUGCCAAUGCUACCGAUUCUUACAUGACGAUCGAAACGAAAACUACCGCAAGCAGGAACACCGUGGUGUCGAAAGUCGCGUACAGAUAGAGGAGCUGAGGCAACCGAAGAGGUACAAGCGCUCGAAUUUCGGCCGCAUGUUCCUUCCAUUGCCUUGGCACUUCUAGGUCUGUACCAGGCUGAGGACGAUGCAUAUUCUCGGGCGUGUAGUAUCAUUUCUUUCGGUAGAACUUCAUCAUCGACCUCGUUUACAACGAAUAUGAACUAUAGACGGGACAGAAUCAAAUACCAAAUGUCCUCUCGAGACCGUUAAUCGCGGCAAUCGUAGCUUCUAACUUAUACGUCCUCUUUUGCCUCUCUGUUCGAUGAAACGAAUGCGCAAUGUCGGGAGUAUCGUGCAGCCAGAGUUGAGCGAAGUUUUAUUAAUCUUCUAUUUAACAAAUUUUUAAUUUGUAUUAUAUCUUAAAUGUCACGAAUAUUUCAAUUCGAGUCUAGAGUUUGAGAAAAAUAAAAAGGGAUUUGAAAUGAUCGCGAUAUGUAUCGUUUAUUGUUACUUUGCUUAUUUUACGUAUUAAAUAAUGCUGAACUCUGCGAGCAGCCAAUAUCUCGACUAUAGUAAGCGCGCGUGUUUAUCGAAUAAAGUAGCUUAGAUCGCUUAAAAUUAGUAUUUCCAACGAUUCGAUACAAUCGUUGCUGUUGGACGAACAUUCGAGUUCAGCGUUUGUGCCAUAUCAACCGAAACUACGCCUCUAAGGCUUGUUAAGGGCAUUCUACAAGAGCCUUUCUCGUUGAACCUCAUCGUGUCUACGAUAUAUCUAUUACUAUUUACUCCCCCACCCUCUCUACUUGUCUCUACUCGUGUACCUGUUUCAGUCCCUGCCCAACGGCAACCCUUUACUCCUAUCCGUAUCCAUAUCUGUAUCUUGAAAACGUACGACGUUGUUUACUAAUCGAAUUCGUCGCAUAAUUGCGAGCGUACCUUUUUCUAGACUCCCGCGACGAAGGCUCGUCGAAGAAAAUUACGCCAGUUUCGUCUCGUUUCGUGCCGCUGCUCCGAUAAAUCUUGAUUACGAGAAAUGUAAAGAUGCGAUGGGUCCGAUUCGCGACACGAAGCGAAGCUAAACGUAACGAAACGCAAAGAUGAUCUGAAUUUCAGUUCAAACCAGGGGUAGGAAAACCAACCUCAGCUUGGUCGAGCAGAGUAGAAUCGAAUUUCGUGAAAUAGAAAAAUAUUUUACAAUUAAUAAAAUACAAAUUGAUUAGCAAAGUCAAUGAAAGUUGAACAUAUCCUUUCAUCGAAGACGAGGAAACUUCGUUUAAUAAUGGCGAAUAUCCGUGAAUCGAGAACUCGGGACUCGACCUAUGUUUUCCUUUGCGUUUUGUCCAAGGACCAAACAAGAAAAAGGACGACACGCCAACUACGAUACACUCGAUAUAAGACCGAUCGACUCUUUAACAUUGAAAAUAACGAUGUAAUUUAUAAGUUGACCCAUAACUGACAAAGUCCGCGGAAGGACCGCAGGUUCCCCCAUCCCUGGUUCGAUCUAUCGAUCAAGCGAGACCGUCAGAUUUCUUGUCUACCUCAGAUUCCCUAACGAAUAAUUUCGUUGCUACAGAAAGCUUUUGCUAACACGGGGAGAAAAAAAGCGAAACGUCUCGAACCGCUGAACGAACGAACGAACAAACGAAACGCCAAAAAAAAAAAAAAAAAAAAAGUGUAAAAAGAUCUCGGCCCGUCUUCCGAUCGACGCGUGUUUUGACAUUUUACUAGGCAUGAAACAGAUAUGCAUUUUAUCGUCUUGUUCUUGUUCGGCGCGCGAGGCGGCACGUGCUUGUCGUUUCUAAAGGUUAAUAAAGACGCGCAACAUUUGCGCGAAUAUUCUUUCGUUAGUAAGGCGAGAGGAGAUGCGUGCUGCAUUCGGAAACAGUUACCAGUAGCAGUUUGUUUGUACAUAA